GGCCCAUCCACCGAGUGUAGAAGAUGUGUUCGACGAUGACGUAAGCAUUUGUCGUUGUUCUUCCAUUCUUGUUCUAUAUCCAACAAUCGCUGAUAAAGGGUUUACAUAAUAACCAUACAUGAUUUUUUUCCCUUCUUCAAUAAUUCAUUGAUUUAUGGCUUCCAAUUCUCAACCAUCAGGAAGUAAUCCCCCACCGAAACCGUGGGAACGGGCGGGUUCUUCAUCGGGUCCCGGGGCGCCUUUCAAACCGCCAUCAGGUGGAAGCACAAGUGAUGUUGUUGAGGCUUCCGGGACUGCGAAACCCGGGGAGAUUGUUACUAGUACUGACAGGAAUGCAGCUGUCAACAGAAGUACUCUCGCCCGACCUGUUCCCACGAGGCCGUGGGAGCAGAAUUAUGGAAAUACAACCUACGGAGGCGGUGCGUUAGGUGGCGCGAUAGGUGGCGGAUAUGGGUCUACAAUGAAUUAUAAUUCUGGAUAUGGGUCUGGAGGAAUGUAUGGAUCUUCUUAUGGUGGUGGGUUAGGAGGAGUUGGAGGAAUGUAUGGUGGUGGAAUGUAUGGGAAUAGUAUGUACAGAGGAGGAGGAUAUGGCGGAGGACUUUACGGGUCAUCUGGGAUGUAUGGAGGAGGUGGAAUGUAUAACAGUGGCCUUGGGGGUCAAAUGGGUGGUUAUGGUAUGGGAGUUGGUCCUUAUGGUGAUCAAGAUCCCAAUAAUCCGUAUAAUGAACCUCCAUCUCCGCCUGGAUUUUGGAUUUCUAUGCUGCGUGUGAUGCAAGGUGUGGUUAAUUUUUUUGGCCGGAUAUCAAUACUCAUAGACCAGAACACGCAGGCUUUCCAUUUGUUCAUGACCGCAAUGCUCCAGCUGUUUGAUCGCUCUGGCAUGUUGUAUGGAGAGCUAGCGAGGUUUGUGUUGCGAUUGCUCGGGGUCAAAACUAAGCCCAAGAAGAUUAACCCGCAAGGUCCAAAUGGACAUCCAUUUCACGGACAACAACAUCCUUCUGGAAACAUGAACUACAUUGAGGGAGCAAAGACUGCUCCAAGUGGUUCUUGGGACAAUGUCUGGGGAAAUGACACCAGUGAAUGAUUUGACGAAUAUAGUAAGAGUGUUUCAAGUACAUUAAAGAAAAGAGAGAAACAUCAACAUUUCAAAUGAAGAUACUGAAGCUGCAGAAUUCAUGUAUAUCCUAGAUUUAAUUGCAGUUUUCUGUCUUUCUUUGCCAAUAUUUGUUCUUGGUUUUACUAGAAGUGGAAUCUUCAGAUGAUGAGAUAUUAUCCCUGCCUUUAUACCCUGUAAUUGUUUACUUUUAAUAUGCAGGACGCCGCUAUUUCUAAGUAAAUUGUGUCCAGAAUGAAUGUAAUCUUGCAUGCCUGCCUAUGUGUUUUUGGACCUUAAAUUCCAUUUCUUUAAAUCUGCUCUUUCUUAUA
Vicia villosa (hairy vetch) is the source of this 1425-nucleotide messenger RNA. Its product is annotated as peroxisomal membrane protein 13-like. Lineage: Eukaryota; Viridiplantae; Streptophyta; Magnoliopsida; Fabales; Fabaceae. Gene Ontology annotation, biological process: protein import into peroxisome matrix, docking. The record is from RefSeq and is a predicted model, not a curated record. The transcript is spliced from 5 exons. Gene Ontology annotation, cellular component: peroxisomal membrane; peroxisome; peroxisomal importomer complex. Bases 155 to 1084 code for a protein of 309 amino acids.